UCGAAAAAAGUCCGCCGUAUAUGUAACGCUAGUCGCUCUUCUUUCCCGUCCCCGCCUUGCUCCGCCACUCGUCUCCCAUAACUCCGUCAAUAUUACAAUUCUACCCCUAGGGUUUCUCUUCGCCAUCUCAAUCCCUUUUCUCUCUCGGUGAGAAUCGGCUGAGAUAUGGAUUAUAUGCCAGUCUACCAAAAUUUGGUGGAGAUUUUCCCUCAGGUGGAUUCCCGAUUACUCAAAGCUGCUGCUUUUGAACACUCCAAUGAUGUUAACGAAGCAGUUGAGUUUAUUGUCUGUGAGGUUUUACCAUCUUUAAGUGGCCCUUCUGAGUCAUCUGACACUGCCCACAAUGCUCACAAGGCAUCUAAUGAGGUGCAUAAAAGUGCAUCUCAUGUGCUGUCUAACAGCAGAUCACAUGUUGCAAGUGCAGUUCAGCUAAAGGAACAUUACCUUGAUAAUCAAGAAGCUGAAGCAAUUCAACCAGAACCAAUGUCAUGCAGAACUACCAUAUCUGGUGCCCCUUCUAGUUUCAUGUCCCCUUUUAAGGGAGUAGCAGAAGAGAACUUUAUUGAUCUCGAAAGCAGUAACAAUGAUUCUUCAUUGUUUAUUUGGGAAAAAAAUUCAGGCUUAAUUGGGUAUGACUCCUUGAUGAAGGAUAUUUGCAGAUCUGUAAGUGAAUGUGAAGAGCAACUAUCAAGCUCUUUAGUUCAAGGUUCUGAUACGAUAUCUGCUUUCUUGGAACCUGCUCAUGAUACAUCAUCUUCUGUUAAUGAAAAGAGUACGGAUUCUGUAGCGUGCAGUGCUCAAGUGCCAGAGGAUGUCACUGAUGCUUUUGGUGAAAUUGAAGCUUAUUCUAAGUAUUUAGCAGAUGGUCAUGAUUCGGCCCGUCAUACAGAAAUGAUUUCUAUUGAUGAUGACAAUGUACCCGUCAUUGUAUCUACUCGAUCAGGUCAUGUUAUUAACAUUGACCUUCUUGAUGAUUUUGUAGCGGAUGCCAGAAACAGUAAGAAAAAAUUAGUAUCUGGUGUGGAGUCAGUUGUUAAUAUGAUGAAAGAGGCAGAACUUCUUGAGGGGAGGGCCAAACAAGCGAAGGAAGAAGCUUCCUUAGCUGGUCAGAAUAUCCUUACAAGGGUCGAGGAACUUAAACAAAUGUCACAACAUGCACAACAAACAAGUGAUAGGCAUGCUGGAGAAGUGUAUGGUGAGAAAUCUGUCUUAUCAACUGAAGCUAGGGAACUGCAGUCUCGUCUUCUCAAUUUAUCAGAUGAAAGGGAUAAAUCAUUUUCAGUCAUUGAGGAGAUUCGUGAAGCUCUUGAAGCAAGAAUAGCUGAUGCAAAGGAUGAAAUAGCUGCAGCUGAGCAGGAAAAGCUCGAGAAGGAAGAACUAGCCCAGAAGGCUUUGAAAGAACAAGAAGCCUUUAUGGAUGCCAUAGUACAGGAGUCCAAAACAUUCCAGCAGCAAGCAGAGGAAAAUGCCAAGUUGAGGAACUUCUUGGAGGAGAGUGGUAAAAUUGUAGAUACAUUGCAGGGAGAAAUUGAUGUGAUUUGUGAGGAUGUGAUGUUGCUCAAGAGAAGAGUUGAUGAGCGAGCACCACUGAAGGGAUCGCUAUUAAUGUCCACUUACAGCUCAGCCUCUUCAUCAAGCUCAUCCGGUCAUAAAAGUAUUUCUUUGGGAAGUGAAAACAGUAGAAAGAUCGGUGAAGAUACCUCAAGCAGUCAGGAGCACGAUAUCAUUAUUGCCAUCAAUGGCAUCUUAAAUGUUGAUGCCUUCGGCAAGCAGAAAUCAGCUUCAAUUGAUGACUGGGAGUUUUUGAAACAGGAUGCUUGCCCGUUCUAAGAUACACUGAAACAUCAUUUAAAGAAUCCUUGGAGGUUUUGCUUGUGGUAUAUUUGCAACAUAUACAUCUUUUUCUUUCCUGCUGUGUACAUCUUUUAAGUAAGUUUUGAAGCCAUAUUAUUGCUUGUUUUUACAUUAUAAUGUGUAUAUAUAUCUAUAGUUCAUCAUUGGAGUAUAUGCAUGUUUUUGAUAGUUC
Asparagus officinalis (garden asparagus) is the source of this 2026-nucleotide messenger RNA. RefSeq lists its product as uncharacterized. The record is from RefSeq and is a predicted model, not a curated record. NCBI's taxonomy places the organism in Eukaryota, Viridiplantae, Streptophyta, Magnoliopsida, Asparagales, Asparagaceae. The transcript has 9 exons. The coding region runs from base 166 to 1830 and encodes 554 amino acids.